AUGUCCAUUCCGCUCGUCGCAAGCGGCAAGACGGUGAAGGAGGACAGCGAGCUCUUCUUCGCCGUCACACGCGGCUUCUCCGUGCCAGGCGUCAGCAGCCAGUAUCAGACACCGCUUGCGUUCAACCAGCUCAUGCGCAGUCGUCUGCGGCAGCGCAACCGGUUCAACCAUGAUCACCACGACACGUGUGCGUACAUUGAACGGUCGAAGAACGCCAACGUGGUGGCGUACACAGCAAACCUUGUCGAUGCAGCCACACAGAAGAGGGUGGGAUCUGGCAUCGGGCGGCAGUGCGUGCCGUACCGCGACCACACUUUGCACGCGUACUUUGUGAGCCUCGAGCCAUCCUACUUGGAGGAGCGUCGCCGCAAGGGGGUCGAGUACGACUGCGACGAACUCAGCAUUCUUGAGCGGACGCUGGCGUACGGCUGCUCAGCGACGCCGGUGAAUACGGAGAGCGUUCUGCGGUACUGGAGCAAACACACACCAGAAGCGUUCGCAGCUCUCCGGGAGGAGUGGACGGCCGAUGGUAGCGUUAGCAUCCUUGCCGAGAAUCAGGCCACGGCGGAUGGCGAGCAUCAAGGCGCGAAGGAUGUCUCAGCAGCAGGUGACGCGACUGCGGCGCCUUCGUCGGCGAAUGCGCUGACGGUGGAGUCGCUCGACGCGGAACUCAAGACGUGGUGGGCACCGUUCCACCCGUACAUCUCGCACUUCGUGGCUCUUCCCACCUGGCCCGGUCUUAUCGUGUACCUGCCACCGGUGGCUAAGGCUGACUCCAGCUGGCGCAGUAGUGUUGCUGCGGUGGAGUCGCCCGCGUCUGCCACGUUGGCAGCGCAGACUUCAACCUCAACGGACCGAGCUUGUGCCGCUGAAACGACAGAGGCGGAACCGCCAAUGGUGGACACGACGAACAUCACAUACGGCAACCACACGGAGCCGGCCGAGGCGACAGCGACUUCCGGAGUUCUGUCGGACGAGGACACCGUUGUCGCUAUUAUUACCCGCAUCGACGGCGAGCUCAGCGUGCUAGAGAAGGUGUACGUGAAGAGCAUUGAGCCGAAGCGGUUUUACAACCUGCCCAGGGUGGAGUACAUCGAGGUGUUUGGCGUGUCCCUGGCAACCGGCAAGGAGACCUACGAGAAGAAGACUUGCUAG
Molecule: messenger RNA, 1155 nt
Organism: Leishmania major strain Friedlin
Lineage: Eukaryota; Euglenozoa; Kinetoplastea; Trypanosomatida; Trypanosomatidae
Exons: 1
Coding region: 1-1155 (384 amino acids)
Source: RefSeq, a predicted model, not a curated record